Molecule: messenger RNA, 4317 nt
Organism: Lytechinus pictus (painted urchin)
Lineage: Eukaryota; Metazoa; Echinodermata; Echinoidea; Temnopleuroida; Toxopneustidae
Product: proteoglycan 4-like
Exons: 13
Coding region: 60-2084 (674 amino acids)
Biological process (GO): mitotic cell cycle; chromosome segregation
Cellular component (GO): spindle microtubule; kinetochore; outer kinetochore
Source: RefSeq, a predicted model, not a curated record
UAAUUGAUUUCGCGGCCGCGGUUUCUACAAAUUCAAAACGAGGUACACGAAGCUUAGAAAUGGAUGGGGAAAACGUUUUUGGUCAACUAAGACGGAUUGCAAGAAACGUUCAAAAUGAGAGCGCUCUCGCUGAGGAGCGGAUGAAAAGGCCAGUUGCUCUUCGUUCAAGCGGGGACUCCGCCCGCCCAGUUCUGCGACGAAUGCAAGCAGAUGCCCAUAACGUGAAGCGUGAAGCUGGAAACAUACAAUCCCAUCUGCCUUCAUCAUCAGAGUUCAACAAACUUCUUGAUUCUUGCAGUCAGCUGUGUGAUGCAUACAGGUCAAAGGUCAAUCUCCUUGAAGGGUAUCUUCAGCAGUAUGGCUACCAGCCACAGCCAAGUAAAGUCAAAGGGCUUCCUGUUCUUCAUUCCAUUGAGAAAGAAGCAGUUGGGACUGGAUCACAACAUCCAGAAGGAGACCUUUCUGCUACCUCUGCAAAUGAUGCUGAGGAAAUGAAAGAAAAUGUACCGACGACUCCAUCCAACAAGCCAAACCUGGGAUCUUCCUGGAAAGGGGGAACACCUCGACUGGAAGAUUUUGGAUUGAGCAGAGGCUUCCUGGAUCAGGUGUCAAGGAGCAAGCACCAGGAUAACAAAGAUCCUCAAGAAGUUGCAGAAAAGCUUCCUCAACCUAAACCUGUUGAAAAACUCAAACAUGCUACACCAGCGAAGAACCCACACAUAGCUUUGCCAGAGGUUGGUGGCACUCCGAAACUAGAAGACUUUGGUCUGAGCUCCAACUUCCUUGAAAACAUCUCCAAGAAGAAUCUUCAUAAUCAGCAGAGACAUGCUGCAAUGCAAGGAAGCACCCAGCUUAGUUCCACUUACAACAGCAAACAAAUGGAAAGAGCCAGGUCCCCUGUUGGUGCCCCUACCCAGGCCAAUGCAUGUCCGUUCACUCCUAUUGGUGUGACAACCACCCCCUCGGCCCGAGUCACCGUGACCCCUGGGAUCUUUGGGGGAAAUGAGUUCCCAGAAGAGACUCCCACCAAGUUUAUAGACAUGGCUUGUGAUCUUCCUCGUGGUCAUGCUGGACAAUCCAAUGAGUCCAGCGGAUACCAGGGAGCCAAGAAGUCUCUGCAAUAUAAAACAGCAAACAAGAAUGGUGCUGCAUCUGUAUUGGACGCCAUUCCAAGCAAUCUAACAGAGAAUGAUGACCAGUUUGGGACUCCUCAACCUCCAGAGAUGACGGCUAGAUGGGACUUUACCUCUAUCCAAGCACCAAUCCCAAGCCAGCCAGAGUUCACCAUGGCUUCAGACAAGCCACCAAACAAACCUGAUAUGUUUGCUAAUCUGGGCCAUCAAACCGAUACACCUCCCACCCCAGAAAUGACGGCCAAGUGGAAUAUUAGGACCACCUCCAAAGCCUUUGGUGACCUCGCACCCUCUGAACCCUCUUUCAUCAUGGAGGAACCAGUCCGCCUUACCUCGCAUGAACCCAAACAGACGCCAGAGGAACCCCAGCGUCUCUAUACCGAGAAGCCUCAGCCUUCCCUGGAUGACAUGCCGGAGACGCCUCCUGGACUCUCUGGAAAGCUUGGCGACUCCAAGUCGUAUGAUCUUUCAAGGUUCAUGGCUGAUGAGAUGCCAAAGACACCUGAGCUUACUAUGUCUUACACCAGAUAUGUUGAUCCACGGAUGCAACCUGCUAAUGUGUCAAAGUCAGUUGUAGACACCAUUCCUGAGAGGCCUUCAGGUCACUACCAUGCAGUGAAAGUGGAAGAACCUACUCACAGCCAAUACCCUGAACUUGAGGACAUCGCCUUUGUUGCCAUGGUAAUGGAUGAUGAGUUCUCCAAGCAGUCAUCCCAUAUGAAGAGAAUCCUUCCUUUAACCCUCGUUAAUGAGACCAUCUCCUGCAUCAAUACCAUCCUCAACAUCAAACAUAAACGUGGUGAUGGUGUUUACUUGACCGAUGAGGAUGUCCAGAUGCUGAGCCUGGGGCCAAAGUCUAAGGCCAUGCUACUCUUCCUCAUCACCAUCAAGAGACUUCUGAGUGAGAAGCCGCCAGGCACAUCAGAAGUAGUAUAUUAUCCAGUCUUCUAAAGCAAGUCUAAGGCGUUGCUUCUCUUCUACAUUUAAACCAUAGAGAGACUUCUUAGCAAGAAACAGCCAGUUACAUCAGAAGUAGUAUAUUAUCCAAUCUUCUAAAGCAAAGCUAAUGUCUUAGCAAGAAACAGCCUGGCACAUCAGGCCCCCAUCUUACAAAGAGUUGAUCCGAUCAAUCACAGCUAUGGACGGCCAGCAAAGUCAACAUCUAACAUGCAAAUUUGUUCAAAAUAUUUCCUAGAUAUGAUGUAUAUUCAUACAUUCAUUGUUCUCUUGAGUGUGAUUCUCUUUGUUUUACUUAAAGAAAUUGUGCAAAUUUCCUGUAGAAAGAAUUAUGGUAUGGAUGGAUUUCCAUACAGAUAGGAUUGACUGGAUUAGAUGUAACUCUUUGUAAGAGGGGGCCCAGAAGUAGCAUAUUAUUCAGUCUCAUAUUGCAAGUUGAAGGCCACAAUGUUGGUAUUCGUCAUAGUAAAUUGCCACUUGGUCUACACCCACUUGGUCUAUUCUUUGUUUCAUCUCACCCCACAUGGUGACUAGGUCUAAUCUUACCUUCUCUACAUUAGUCUACCAAGUUUCUACUACCAGUUUUUCCAACAUAAAACCCAUUUGGUCUAAUUGCCAUUUCCAGUUAGGCUGUUCUCAAUUUGUUUAAUAUCCACUGGAUCUCACAUUUCAUUUGCUACAUGAAUGUAUACAUGUAUGUAGUACAUGUAUGUAGUACAUGUUAUGAUGUUGAAUAUUUAUGAACCAAAUUUUAAUAUGACAAAGUACCUAAUAAUAAUUGAACAAAAUGGAAAUUAGACCAUCCAGGCAUUAGAUUAGACCAACUGGUAGUUUGAUAAAGUGAUGGUUUGACCAAAUGGUAACUAGACCGAAUUAAUAGUAGACAGAAUGUGUUUAACCAUGAUUGUGUUAGAUGAUCUGAUAAUUAGAGUUUAGACCAUCUGCUAUUAGACCAAGUAGAUACAAAUCAUUUUCAUUACUUUCAAGACUUUUUGGUAUGAAGCAGCCAGGCAAAGAAGAGAAAGGGAUGGUCAGCAAUUAGGAAAAUAAAAGAAUGUAUGAGGAGAAUUCUAUGUUCAUACAUUAACUCUUCAUUGGAAAUGUUCAUUAUAUGUACAGGGGAGUGUCCCGUGAUGCAUCAGUGAUUUUCUUACAGAUGCAAUGAUUUCAGUAGCUUAUAACAAUAAUCAUUUGAAAUUGUUGACUAUUAUUUUGCUUCAUGAAACAACCCCUUGAUUUGUUUUAUCCUGGAGUUUAAUCAGGGAACUGGAAAACAAAAAUAUUCUGAAAUGAACCUGAAAAGAAAAUGGGUAAAUCCAACAAUUUUCCCAUAAUUAGUUACCCAGUACCACUAUAAAAGUACAAAAAAAUUAUAACUUUCAAAUUUUAAUUUUUUAAGUUAACACAAUGACUUUUCUCUUGUCAUAUGUAUUCUGAAAGUGUAUAUUUUUUCUAAGUAACUUGCAGGCGCCACAAGCUGAAGAUGUGCUGUAAUCUCACUUUAAUCCCCCACCCUCUAUAAAUUUGGUUCUUGAAUUGACCCCCCCCCCCUCCAUCCAAUUAGAAUGAACAGGAUGUUCUUAAUGUGCUAAAUUUCAGAACAAUGGGAUGAUCCCUGUAUGCAAAUUACCCUGAGAUGUAAUCCACUUUUUAUCACCCAUUAGUACGAAGGUCUGAAUGCAGAGUGCAGAGUGAAUACCGCCAUCUUAUCUCAAAGUUAUUUUUUUAAGGGACUGAGCAUGAUUCCUUCAAGUUACUACGUUACUACAGGUUAAGUCAGAGUGUAAUAUUUUUCAGAACAAUUUUAAACCAUCAGCGUUUUAUUCUAACUUAAUAACAAAUUAAGUUAUUGAUAAAAGACAUCUACAUGUAUUUUUACAAGUUUUAGUAUUUUACUUGGUGCAACCCGUAUUAUACCAGUAUAUCUUUCACACAUGAAUGAGUAAAGACACAUUGAAGAAAGGAGAACUAAAGUCAUUUGAUUGGCAGUAGGUGGUAUGAUUUCACUAGAAAUUGUAUCCAACAAAUGUUGGAAGGAAUGCGUUUUUCUACUCCUGUUGUUUUCUGCUUCUGUUGUUCUACUGCUGUUUUCUAGAGAUAUCAAUUAUCAUAAUUUAUAAUUCAAACAUAGGAAUAAAUAAUUAUGGUUGUAAUUUCAUACAUUACAUCUAAACAUUGACCAACGAUAUCUACAUACAGAAUGAAAUAUGUAUGAUCAGCCACAUUU